Messenger RNA from Drosophila santomea, 3705 nucleotides. RefSeq names its product potassium voltage-gated channel protein Shaw. The coding region runs from base 877 to 3705 and encodes 942 amino acids. The transcript is spliced from 12 exons. Gene Ontology annotation, biological process: protein homooligomerization; potassium ion transmembrane transport. Lineage: Eukaryota; Metazoa; Arthropoda; Insecta; Diptera; Drosophilidae. The record is from RefSeq and is a predicted model, not a curated record. Gene Ontology annotation, cellular component: neuronal cell body membrane; dendrite membrane; voltage-gated potassium channel complex. Gene Ontology annotation, molecular function: delayed rectifier potassium channel activity; protein binding.
UCACUACGGAUAGUAGUACUACGGCAUGUCCUUUUGGCAGGCUGCGCACCGCGUUCAGUUUUCCGCAUUGGUUUCGGUUUUGGGUUUCGGUUUCAGUUCGCUUGUGGACGUGCGUGCGGCAAGAACCUGCUGGAAAAGCCUCGGAACGGACCUGGUUAAUGGCCAACGGUUUUGGCUACUGACUCCUGGUAACUGGCUAGUGUGGCGGACAGGCGGCAGGAUCUGUGGCUUGCUGCGAAUGUGUCAGUAUGUCAGCGCCGCGUUUGUGGGUGUGUGUGUGAGUGUGUGGAUGUGAGACAGUGUCCUUGGGCGGACUAACAGGUUCCCCAUCUUCCCACGUGUUAAAGUGCGGCCAAAAGUUUUUCGUGCUAAAACAAAAAAAUACGAUAACAAGUCUCAAAUCUGCUGUCGCCUCUGAUUUGAGCUGAAAGUUUGCCUUAAGGAUUAAAAAAGCCAUCUUGGACUAGUCAUAGUCAAAGGACAACGAGGUGCCGUGGGCCAAAAGCGGAUAAGGACGAUGGAAAGUGAAGCAAGGGAGUGCUAAAACCAUAAACGAAAGAGAACAAACUCAGCUCUUAGUGCUGAAGAGCCAGGAAACCAGGUGGUUUCAGGUGAAAGUGCAUCCUGCGCCCAAGUCUAAUUAAAAGGAAUUGCGCCGCGGGUACAAAUUGCUCAUACGCCGUGUGGAUCGCGAGUGCUUUAGUGUCCGUAUAUACAGAAAAACAUAUGUGUGUGGCAGCAUUUUGUAUAUAAUCUAAAACAUAAAACCCCUGAAAGCAAUUCGAAAGGUGUUCACGUUCUUGUUCGAUUUGCUGGCGGGCCGUCGAAGAAUUAGUUUGGCAUGCGGCUGCUGUUGCCACAACUGUUGCAUGCAACAUGGAUGGCGAAAAUCGGAUCAUACUCAAUGUGGGCGGAAUAAGAUAUGAAACCUACAAGGCAACGCUCAAGAAAAUCCCCGCAACACGUCUAUCCCGACUGACCGAAGCCCUGGCCAACUACGAUCCGGUGCUCAAUGAAUACUUUUUUGAUCGCCACCCCGGGGUCUUCACCCAAAUCCUCAACUAUUACAGAACUGGAAAACUGCACUAUCCAACUGACGUGUGUGGCCCGCUUUUCGAGGAGGAACUGGAGUUCUGGGGACUCGACUCAAAUCAGGUAGAACCAUGCUGUUGGUCAACAUAUAGCAUACAUCGCGAUACGCAAAACACCUUAGCCAUAUUAGAUAAGCUAGAUAUUGAAAAUGAGAAGCCCACGGAGGAGCAGAUAGCACGACUAUUUGGCUUUGAGGAGGCACUGAGCAACGGCGAGCUUAACUGCUGGCAGCGUAUAAAACCCAAGAUCUGGGCCAUGUUUGAUGAGCCCUCCAGCUCCACGGGUGCCAAGAUCGUUGCUGGCAUGUCGGUUUUCUUUAUAUUUGUUUCUGUGAUAUCCUUCUGCCUGAAGACCCAUCCCGGCUUUCGUGUCGAUCUGCCCUCCGGAGUCCACGAUGCCCACGGGCCAGGAGCGGGUGGUCCUCCGCACGGACACGAUCCUAUGGCAGAGCCACCGCAGACCCAUCAGUACCAUCAGCACAGCAUCACGCCGCCCAGCGGCAGCAUCGGACCCACCUUUCGUGUCACGAACUACACGAGCUACAGCAGCGGCAACUUUACCGCUCCCGGCCAAGCCACGCCCAUCGCCACCAUCAAGGGCGGUCAGCGGCAGCGACUGAAACGGAAUAUCAAUGGCAGUAUCCUGAACGAGUUCAUCGAAGAGAAGAUAUUGGGGCACAAUGGGAGGAGAAAACACGGCUGGAUUGAGACCUAUGGUCAGCCGCACGAGGCCUUCUUCUACGUGGAACUGGUCUGCAACGUGUGGUUCUUCAUCGAGGUCAUCAUCAGGCUGAUUGUCUCACCUAAUUUGUGGCAGUUCAUCAAGUCGCCGGUGAAUAUCAUUGAUUUUACGGCCACUCUGAGCUUUUACACGGACGUAAUGCAGCGCAUGGGUGAAUAUACGGGUCUUCUGGAGGCCUUCUCCAUCGUAAGGAUUAUGCGGCUGUUCAAGCUGACUCGUCAUUCACCCGGCCUGAGAAUCCUCAUCCACACGUUCAAGGCUUCGGCCAAGGAGCUUACUCUGCUGGUAUUCUUCCUCGUCCUGGGCAUUGUGUUCUUCGCCAGCUUGGCCUACUAUGCGGAGAAGUUACAGGACAAUCCGGACAACCAGUUCAAGAGCAUCCCGUUGGGACUGUGGUGGGCCAUCGUGACCAUGACAACCGUGGGAUAUGGCGAUGUGGCGCCCAAGACCUAUCCGGGCAUGUUCGUGGGCGCCCUCUGUGCGCUGGCCGGUGUGCUGACCAUCGCCCUGCCCGUGCCCGUCAUCGUUAGCAACUUCUCCAUGUUCUACUCACACACACAGGCUCGCUCUAAGCUGCCCAAGAAGCGGCGACGUGUCCUGCCCGUGGAGCAGCCGCGUCGCAAGAGGGAGCCAACUGCUCCGCAUCGCGGAAGGACGAACGCCAUCAAGCAGACGCCACCCACUGGACCAGGACUGGUGGCCGGUGGCGUGGGUCCAGUGGGAGCGGGAGGGGCGGGACUCGGUGGCCAUGCGGUUGGUCAUCCUGCUGCGGGGGUGCCAAUGUUCAAGGACGCCUUCGGCGGAGCCAAAAUCGGCACCGUGAACGUGAACGGCGUCAAUGUCAUUGGCCUGCAUCCUGCGCAAAGGACGACGACCACGACCACGAUGGCGAUGGCGAUGAAUGAGGCGGAUCCGACGCCGCUGUCGGCGUUGACCUACCAAGUGCCUAUGCUCCAGCCCACGCCCCCGCCCGCCCACAGUCACGGCCACGCCCAUGGCCACGCCCACGGCCUUGGCCCCGCGUCAUCGACGGCGAUGACGUCAUCGGCAUCGCUUACAGGCUCAGCUGCCUCAGCAGCCGUUGCCACAGCCGCCGCAGCCUCCCCCGCCGGUCCCUCGUUCAUCAGUUCGGACUACUUGAGCGUGCCGGCGGUGCAGAGCCUCCAGCCGCGGGCGGCGACGACUGGCCACGACUUCAUGCUGCCGCUCCAGCCAAAACUUCUGGGCCCCCUGGAACGCAAGGAUCAGCAUCCGCUGCAACUGACUGCCCACAAUUUGGCCUCGGACACGCACCAGCUGAUGUACUCCGGCCACGCCCACUCGCAGCACAAGGUGGGCGGUGGGGCAGCGGUGCUGAAUGUGCCGCCCACGCUGAGCAUGUCACACACCCAAAUGCCACCCGGCAUCGCCAGCAUGGGUCAGCGGACGCCCAAUCUGAGUUUCCGGGCCGCUCACGGGGCGUCGUCCCAGGUGGCCACUCUUCAGCAGCCCAUUCCACACGCCCACGCCUGCCACGCCUCCACGAACUGCAACAUCAAGAUUUCGGUUGCCUCCGCCGCCGGCCUCUCGAUGGGAUGUCCGGAUGAGUUUCGGACUCCCAAGGUGACGCUGCUGGACGAUCUCAGCGAUGAUGUCAACUCCUCGACGGACGACUGCGGGGACUGUUGUCUGGUGGACGACAGCGAUACCUACGAGGGCACCACCAUCAACAAUGGUCCGAGUGGCCAGGAGAACGGAACGGAAGCCAUUCGGCUGGACGAGGGUCUUCUGGACAACGAUGUGGAGGAUGAGGAGGAGGACGGCGAGGGCAGCGGCGUGGGUGGAGACAGCGGCGAUAGUCUCGGCGGUAUCUACAUUGGUCCUAGGCAUUGA